AUGAAGAUUUUUAUUUAUGCGAUAUUGGUAGUGAGCAUCAAAGCAGUGUUGGGAAGCAAAAUCCAAAUGAAUGACACGCUUCUAGAAUGGUUUCCCCCACUUUACGACUUGGACGAGUGGUCAUCAUGCCAACACCCCAUGGACCAAUACUGCAUUGUCGACGCUGUGUUGUACUCCAACCAACCUUCGAAACUCCUUGAUACUCUUAAGGAAUACUCCGCGGAAACAGCGAAACACUACAAUAGAACGCAAAUUCACCGGGGCAUAUGUAUUCCCCGGUGUCCAGGGAACAGCACUGAUGUGGUGGAAGCAGCACAGUCCUGUAUAGAUGAGAGCAUUCGCCCAUAUCACCUUGAGGCAAAAGUGAUUUCUGUGAACUGGUGUAGGACAGCUGGAACACAAAGGGCGUCUGGCGGAGCUCGUGCGAUGGGGGUCAUUGUGGUCACAUUGCUUGUAAUCACUUUAGUAGCAACUGGGGUCAGUCUCGUUGAUGGCAAACAAGGAAACAAAGUGUUACUGGCAUUUUCGUUGAAAAAAAAUUGGGAACUUUUGACAUCGAAUAGGCUGAAACAAGAGUCCCGGCUAAAAGACUUCAAAUGUUUAGAUGGAGUUAAGGCACUUGGAAUACAGAGUGUAAUCUUUACUCAUGUGGUAAUAGUUUCAUCUCAUUCUUUUACGGACAAUCCAGACUUCAUUGAGAGGUUAUACGACCAGCUACCAUGGAAAGUGCUGAUGAAUUCGCCGCUGUUCCUCCAAGUCUUCUUCUCCAUGACUGGGUUCAUCACAUCAUACUUCGUACUUAUUGUGGCGGAGAAGCGCACUAUUAAUUUGGCAGCCUGUGUCUUUUCUACUAUAUCUCGAUACAUUAGGCUGGCCCCGGUAACAUUGUUCGCGCUAUGUUUUACAAUGUUCUGGUUUCCACUGUUGGGCUCAAGCCCCCACUGGACCUGGCUGGUGGAACGGGAAGCUAACUCUUGUUCACAAGUCUGGUGGUACUUUCCCUUCUUCGGGCAAAAUUUUAUAGACACAAAAAAUUACUGUUUGGGUCAUUUGUGGUAUGUCGGAGCUGAUAUGCACUUCCACAUCUUCGGAAUGUUGUUACUCGUGGUGUUACUUCGCUUCAGAUGGCUGGCGAUUCCGGUGCUUUCCACCAUUUUUAUUUCUAUUGGAGUAGCGUCAGGAGUUGUCGCAUAUAUUUAUGGGCAUAUGCCGAUAAUCACGGGACAGCCUCCCGAAGUCCUGAGGACGCUUUUCGCUGACUCGUCAGUAAUUCCACACCUAUAUAUUGUACCCUGGGUGAAUCCAGGUUUCUUCGCCGGGCUCAUUAUUGGGUUUAUUCACUAUCGCAACAUACAGAAGGGGAUUAAACUUAGUGAGAUAUUGUGGUUUAACAUACUCUUCAAAAUAUCCCUCCACCUGACAGCACUAGUGGCCGCUCUUGGAGUUUUCUUCUUGGCUGACAACAGCCCACCACUCUGGGUUGGGGUGGUAUACACUAUGUUCGAUAGAACGUUGGUUUCAGUAUUUUUAAGUAUUUCUAUUUUGGGACUCGUUACAUUUCUACUGACGGCGCUGUCAUGGAGGGGAUUCGACGUAUUAGGCAGACUUACAUACUGCGCUUUCGUCAUCCACUUCAUUAUCCUUCGCUUCAUCAUGGCGAACAACACCACACUCAUUCACAUUAAUUUAUUUUCCAUAGUAUAUUUUCAAAUAAUUACAACAGUACUAACUUACAUAGUUAGUAUACCUGUGCAUUUGAUAAUUGAGCUGCCCUUAAUUCAAGUAUGGAAAGCCACAGUCGAAGUCCCCAGGCCAUCCUCCGCUGAACCCACAACUGAAAAGGGCGACCACACAACAGCAAAUGGAGAAAAUGUUGCGUAA
This is a messenger RNA of Leptosia nina, 1881 nucleotides long. The record is from the annotation of a GenBank genome assembly. NCBI's taxonomy places the organism in Eukaryota, Metazoa, Arthropoda, Insecta, Lepidoptera, Pieridae.